This is a messenger RNA of Rotaria sp. Silwood2, 552 nucleotides long. Lineage: Eukaryota; Metazoa; Rotifera; Eurotatoria; Philodinida; Philodinidae. The record is from the annotation of a GenBank genome assembly.
AUGAUAGCUUCAACAUUGCCGUAUCCAUUAGAAGGUAAUCCAUCGGCUACAAAUGAACUAAAUUUUCCACCUCUGCCUAAAUCCGAUACUUCUCCAGUACCUUCACAUACAUCAUUGCCAUCGAACUCCUUAACUCGCGAUACGUCAAGAACUCCAUCGUUGAAAUCAAUGUUACUUUGGAUUGAUAUACCUCAAAAUGAUCCAAAAACAGUCAAUGAAAUUCAAAAACGUCAUCCAACAUUAGAAGUAAUCUUUAAAUCAACAUAUAAAGAUGCUGAAGAAUAUUUAAUUAAUAACUUACCUGAAAUAGAAGAACAUGAAAUAUUUAUUACUAUAUGCCGUGGUUAUUUUGCACAAGAAAAAAAAAGUUUUACUCAUGUUGCUCAACUUUUUGAGAAUCUUAAUCUUGGAACAAGACCUCUCGCAGUUUAUACAAGAAGUAAAACAGAUUUAUUAAAAUACACAUCAGAUCUUCCAAUGGGCGUUGAAAUUUUUGAUAAACAACUUGAUUUACUUGAUUUUGUAAAUGAUUGUUUAAAACCAAAAUCUUGA